AUGCAGCUCUCCGUAUCUCAUCAACAAUUCAUCGGAAGCGUUCGCGAUGCCAUUCGCAAGCAUGACGCGCAGCUUAAAGAUAUCAACAACAAGAUCUGGUCGAAUCCGGAACUAGCUUAUGAGGAGUACAAAGCGCACGACCACAUCUGCGCGCUGUUCGACACCCUUAAAGGCUACGAAGUGCGUAGAAAGGCGUAUGGCCUGGACACGGCUCUAGAAAUUGAGUACAAACAUGGUGCCGGUGGUCGCGUGGUGGCAUUCAAUGCGGAAUACGACGCACUGCCCAAUAUCGGGCACGCAUGUGGGCACAACCUCAUUGCGACAAGCUCCAUCGCUGCGUUCAUCGCCACUUGCGAAGCGAUGAAGAUCCACUGUCCCGAGGGGCUCGGAUAUACCGUACGUCUUCUGGGUACUCCCGCCGAAGAGUCGGGUGGUGGAAAGGUGCGCCUGCUGGACAAUGGCGCGUAUAAAGAUGUCGACGCGUGUCUCAUGGUUCACCCCAUGCCUAUGGUCCCCAGUGCUCCGGAUUUGCUGUGUAUAGCUACAACGGUGCCAGGAGGCUUCCUUGCCAAUGAUAAGGUACGCGUGACUUUUACUGGCAAACCGGCGCAUGCGGCAGCCGCUCCGUGGGAAGGAAUCAACGCUCUUGAUGCUGUGGUCUCUGCAUAUGUGAACAUCUCCCUCUUGCGGCAGCAGAUCAAGCCUUCCCAGAAAAUCCACGGGGUCAUUGUCAAUGGGGGCGACCGGCCGAAUGUGAUUCCCAUGUCUGCAACGGUGGACUACUACAUCCGGUCAGACACCGUCAAAAGUCUGAAAGUCCUUACGGACAAGGUGAUCAAGUGCUUUGAGGCAGCUGCAGUUGCUACAGGUUGCAAAGUCGACUUUGAAUGGGGAAUGUCAUAUGCCGAUUUGAAGACGAAUCGUCCCAUCUGCCAGAGUUUUGUAUCUGCGAUGCGCGCAAUGGGUCACCAUACCGUUUAUGACAACGCCGGCCAGCCAAAUACUCUCGGGGGAGGCUCUACAGACAUGGGAAAUGUGUCAUAUGCUGUACCCGGAUUCCAUGGAAUGUUCACCAUUGCGGCGGAAGGGGUCAAUCAUACACCAGAGUUUACAGCCGGAGCCGGAUCCCAAGCAUCGUACGAGAGAUGUCUCGACUGCGCUGCAGGAAUGGCAGUAGUCGCCUGUCAGAUGUUGGUGGACAAUGACUUCGCUGCACAGGUGAAGGAGGACUUUCAAAGAGAUGCGUAG
This is a messenger RNA of Aspergillus lentulus, 1248 nucleotides long. Its product is annotated as M20 family metallopeptidase. Lineage: Eukaryota; Fungi; Ascomycota; Eurotiomycetes; Eurotiales; Aspergillaceae. Gene Ontology annotation, molecular function: dipeptidase activity. The record is from RefSeq and is a predicted model, not a curated record.